Messenger RNA from Sitodiplosis mosellana (orange wheat blossom midge), 14211 nucleotides. It is a transcript of the gene Dhc1, whose product is annotated as dynein axonemal heavy chain 5. Gene Ontology annotation, biological process: microtubule-based movement. NCBI's taxonomy places the organism in Eukaryota, Metazoa, Arthropoda, Insecta, Diptera, Cecidomyiidae. Bases 1 to 13998 code for a protein of 4665 amino acids. The transcript is spliced from 46 exons. Gene Ontology annotation, cellular component: dynein complex. The record is from RefSeq and is a predicted model, not a curated record. Gene Ontology annotation, molecular function: dynein light intermediate chain binding; dynein intermediate chain binding; minus-end-directed microtubule motor activity.
AUGGCUGUUGACCCGGAAGCGCAGAGGCGACGCGAAGAAUGCGAGCGCAAGGCACGGCGUGGCGAAAUGGAUCCGCGGUUGGAAUUUAUUUUCCAGUUGCUUAUGGAUGGCACACAGCUUCCUCGACAUCAGAUUAUGGAUCACAUUUUCGAAGGCGAUAUGUUGGACGAAAUAAACCAGCUUUUUCUGCCCAAUAUGCGCAACAAACUGAUGUGGUUUUAUCAGGAAGUUGAUGAACCUGAUUCAGUGGCACAACAAGACCAACCAAAACCGGGACCAUCAAGAGCCGCUGGAACCAGUAAUACAUCGAAAACACCACAAGGAACCACGCCUGCCGGACCGGCUCACAAGCAUAAGCUCUUUCUAACCGAUGGAUGGAAUUGUCCUUUCACCAACAUUUGUAUUUACAUCUUUCGGUUGAACACGACAAAGCCGUUGCCCGAAGAAGGUUUUCAGAAGGAUUUGUACUGCGGGUUAAUUGAUGCAAAAGUUGGUUUAGUGACGUCAAUCGAACGUAUUGUCGAAUUCGUCUUUAUGCAAGCAUUAGCAUAUCCGAAUGCUGAACUUGAGGAUGACGAUAUGGGCUGUAGCUUGAUCAAUAGCCAAUUGUUACCUGGUUUGCGAUCGUUUUGCAGUGCACUUCGUGUAUGCGAACAGGUUUGCCAGAACAAAAAUGUGUUUGACGAUGGAAAAACACUGUUCCCAAGAACCGGCAUCAAUACUGAAGUUCAAGAGAUGUCAACGAACAAGGAAUUUUGCGGUGAACUCGAAGAACGUGUUUUGAAUUGGAUUCGAGAUGUGGCGAAAGUGCUAAUGGAAAGUGAACAGCUUCGGAAAGAGAAUGAUACAAGCGGACCCCAAGAUGAACUUGAAUAUUGGAAGAAAAGGGCUGCACAAUUUUCACAGCUUUUAUCACAUUUAGAGGAUAGAGACACUCAAUGCACGAUACAAUGCUUGAAUUUAGCCAAUUCAAAGGUGAUGAAAGAAUGGAAGGAGACGGAUAAGAAAAUAACAUUUUGCUACAAUGAAGCACGCGAUAAUUCCAAGUUUAUUCAAGCCAUUGAAAAUAGUUGCCAUGCACUAUAUUUAGAUGACCCAGUUAAUAUGAGGGAAUCUAUUUUGGGACUGUUGCAGACAGUCCGUCUAAUUUAUAGUGUCUCACAAUUUUACAACACCUCUGAACGCACAUCAUCGUUGAUGGUUAAGAUAACAAAUCAAAUGAUUGAAACCUGUAAAUCGUAUAUUACGUUUCGUGGGAAAGAGACGAUUUGGUCGCAGGAUCGAAGUAUCAUAAGAACACGAUUGAGCAACUGCAUCAAAUUGAAUCACAUGUAUCGAGAGACAUACUAUGGCGUACGCGAACAGCCAUUUUUGCCCAAUCAGUCACCGUUUGGAUUUUCGGAAAAUUUUGUAUUCGGAAAAUUCGAUACGUUUUGUGACCGAUUAUCAAAAAUAAUUGCAAUGUUCAAUUUGAUUGACGAUUACAAUCAUCUGUUCGCUCGCCGCCUCGAGGGAUUGUUGCUCGGUGAAGCGCUCGAAAAUGCAAUGGCCACAUUUGAGGAGGCAAAAAAAUUGGUCGUGUCCAAGCGAUACGACUAUCUGGAUCAUCGAAAUGCCGAGUUUAAUGUGGAUUACAAUGCGUUUAUAACAAAAACGGAUGCUCUAAAAACAUCGAUUGGCACCGUUAUCGAAUCGAAUUUCGAUUCAGUGUGGGAAACGCCGCAAUGUAUGCGGUUUUUAAUUCGUUUUGAAAAGGUCAGUGAAAAGAUUCCCUUGACCAUGAUGCACGAUAAAUACCAACGCAUUUUAAAGUAUAGCGAGAAGGAAGUUCAGCGUAUUUUGACAUUGUUUCGUAAGCAACGCGAUGAUCCACCUUUGCCCCGUACAUUCGCUCCAAUUGCCGGCAGAAUUAAAUGGUGUCGUGCACUUGAAUGCCAUCUCACUGAGUUGGUGUCGAGUGUGACUUCACAUCAAGUGCUAAGAACGCUGCCGGCAACCAAAGAUCUUGAAAAUAAAUACUCAUCGGUUAAAAAUAUUCUCGCUGAAUACGAACAAGAAAUGAUAAACAUUUGGUUGGAUCAAGAUGUUGCCGUUGCCGAUGUGGCACUUCUGCAGCCAGUUUUGGCACUUCAACACGACCGAUUAUAUGUUAAUCUCCAUCCAACCAUACCGCUGUUGAUACGAGAAGCAACUUGCCUUGCAAAAAUGAACAUCGAACUACCCAUUGUGGCUGCUACAUUAUUCACAAAACAGCAACACUUCCAUUCGAUCCAAGACUCGUUGAAUGAACUAAUCAAUAUGUUCUUGAAAACGGUGAAACAAGUCAAAUUAGAAGUACGACCACUUUUCUUGCCACAGCUGGUUCAAUUGACUUCACUGCUGAAACCUGGCUUAACACGAAUAAGAUGGACAAAUCCAAGAUGGGUCGAAUUUUAUGAGAAAUGCAAAAAUGCCAUUGAAACGUUCAAUGUGCUGGUUAUACGAGUUCAUGAUAUUUAUGCGAAUCGCAUUUUAAAUGUAUUAUCAGCCAUGCAUGAUGUGUCAUUACAAAAUCUACCAACUGGAGAUGAGCUCUGGACAAUCGAAGAAUUUUUGGAAAAGAAUGAAGAAUCUUGUCGAUUGGCAGCUAUUGAAUUGAAUCGCAAAAGUCAAAUGGUGUCAGAGGCCGUUGAAGAAGUGUUAAGUUUAGUUCAAGAUGCCACUCAAAAGUUCAAAUCGAUGAUGAGCACAGAUAGUGAAGAUAUGGCUCAAGACGAAUCUCGCAUAAACACAAUACGUUCAAAGGAAAAUGGCGAAGAAUCGGGCGGCAACGGUCAACAGCCACAAGAUUGGAGCAUUCUUUGGUCGUGUUUUGAAAAUCCCGUAUCAUUACUAUCGGUAAACAAUGGUUUACCGAAGGGAAUGAAGGAGAUGGUAAGUAAUGCUGUGUCCGAAAUGCGACGAUACUACAGCCGAAAAGUUAUCGAUGUGCUGAUAAAAGUGACGAGAUCAUCGUUGGACAUGCUGCGUAAGCGGUUCAUUAUUGAAGAGGUCGAAAAUGAUAAAAGUGAAACAUCAACGACCAAACCAAAACCAUCGAAUAUCGAAAAACAGAAGCCCAUCUUUUUGGUGCAUUCCACUUUAAUGAUACCGAACAUAACAAUUCGACCGACACUUGACGACUUACAAGAAGCACUAAUCACCGCGGGAAAGAACAUAACCGGCGUCGCAAAAGGCGUUGCUCAAUGGAGUUCGGGAAAAGAGUCAUCUCAAGGUCAUAUUCGAUUGCCACGGCGUUCUGAGCACGACGAUAAACGCUCACGUCGACGCAAACUCUACAAUUUGCAAUCAGAAGAACGUCCACAAAUGCCACACAUGACAAAGAGCUUUUAUAGUUUUGUAAUGGAAAACAAAGAAGUGGUGAAAAUACAAAAUUUGCUAGCCAAUUGUACGAAAUCGGUGAAGCCGGAAUUGGCAACUUUUGUUAAAAGUUGGAAACCAUAUCAUUUCCUUUGGAAAAAUGACAAAACCACCAGAGAAUUGAUGGAAAUGGAGCUGUUGGAAUUUGAAUCAACGCUGAACUGCUUGGCUCAAUUGGAUUCAAACUUAUUGGUCGAAUCGGAUUUUGUUUACCUUUGCAAUUGCAUUGCAGUCUCAACGGAAAGAUUAAAAUACGGCCUUGCUGUUGAAAUAAAAUCCUGCACACACAAAGUUGGACAAGCGAUGAAGAAGAAAUAUAAGCGUGAAAUGGACUAUGUGUAUGCAGUGAUCAAUGAAAUGGAUAGAAAAUUGGAUCGAAAUAUUCGCGACUUGGAUGAUGUUCGAAUGAUAAUGGACACUCUCGCAAAGAUACGGGAACAAGAGGUGGAUAUGGAGCUAAAAAUUGAACCAAUUGAGGAAGCAUUCAACAUUUUGACCAGAUAUGAAGUAGCAGUCGACCGUGAACACUUCGAUCAAGUGGACAAUUUACGAUAUACAUUCAACCAACUAUUGGCCAGAGCAUUGCAAUCACAAUGCAAAUUGCUUGAAAUGCAACCAGCAUUUCAAUCGGACCUAUUCAAGAAUCUGGAUACGUUCAAGUCGGAUAAAAUCGAUUAUGUCAAUGAAUACAGAAAUACCGGUCCAAUGCAGCCCGGUUUAACGCCGCGUGAGGCAUCAGAUAAACUGAUUCUCUUUCAGAAUCGUUUCGAAGGGUUAUGGCGUCGUUUGCAAACCUACCAAAGUGGCGAAGAGCUAUUUGGCUUGCCUCAAACUGACUACCCUGAACUUGGUCAAAUCCGCAAAGAGUUGAAUCUCUUGCAAAAAUUGUACAAACUGUACAACGAUGUAAUCGAUCGUGUGAGCAGCUACUAUGACAUUCCGUGGGGCGAAAUCGACAUCGAAGAAAUCAACAAUGAGCUGAUGGAGUUCCAAAAUCGCUGCCGCAAACUGCCAAAAGCGUUGAAAGAAUGGCCAGCAUUCCAUGCGCUUAAGGGAACCAUAGACGACUUUAACGAUAUGUGUCCAUUGCUCGAGCUCAUGGCGAACAAAGCCAUGAAGCCUCGCCAUUGGUCACGAAUCAUGGAAGUCACGAAAUUUACAUUCGAAUUCGAUACGGCUGGUUUUUCGCUGAAAAACAUACUCGAAGCCCCGAUCAGGCAGCACAAAGAGAGUAUUGAAGACAUUUGCAUAAGUUCAAUAAAAGAAAAAGAUAUCGAGAGUAAACUGAAGCAAGUGACAAACGAAUGGUCUGUUUACGAGCUGCAGUUUAUGACGUUCAAUAACCGCGGUGAACUUCUCUUGCGUGGGGACACCACAGCGGAAACUAUAACGCAAUUGGAAGACAGUCUAAUGAUACUCGGUUCAUUAAUGUCAAAUCGCUAUAAUGCACCAUUCCGCAAACAAAUUCAACAGUGGGUGUACGAUUUAUCGAAUUCGAAUGAAAUUCUAGAGCGCUGGUUGUUGGUUCAAAAUAUGUGGGUUUAUUUGGAGGCAGUUUUUGUAGGCGGCGACAUUGCAAAGCAGCUACCGAAAGAGGCGAAACGCUUCUCGAAAAUCGACAAAUCUUGGCAGAAAAUUAUGCAACGUGCUCAUGAGACACCCGGCGUUGUAGCGUGCUGUGUAGGCGACGAUUUGCUCAAACAGCUUUUGCCCCAUUUGCAAGAGCAAUUGGAGCUGUGUCAAAAGUCGUUGAGUGGAUAUCUUGAGAAAAAACGCACAAUGUUCCCAAGGUUCUUUUUUGUCUCCGAUCCGGCUCUGUUGGAAAUUCUAGGUCAAGCUUCCGAUUCACACACGAUACAAAAUCAUUUACUUUCGAUUUUUGACAAUACACGAUCCGUUAAAUUCCAUGACAUUGAAUAUAAUAAGAUGUUAGCAGUUGUUUCGUCAGAGGGUGAAGUUAUUCAAUUAGACCGUGCAAUUCGAGCUGAAGGUUCGGUAGAAACCUGGUUAACAUCGCUGCUUCACUCGUCACAACAAUCUCUACAUUCGAUCAUUCGAAUGGCAUACACAAAUGUAAAUGACCCAAAUUUCAAUAUGGUUCCAUUUUUGGAGAAAAUGCCGGCACAAAUCGGUUUGCUGGGCAUCCAAAUGAUAUGGACACGCGACGCCGAAUUGGCGCUAAUUCAAGCACGAAUGGAAAAGAAAGUCAUGGUUGAAACGAACAACAAAUUUUUGGAGAUGUUAAACACUCUUAUCGAUCAAACAACUCGCGACCUAACCAAAAUUGAACGGAUUAAAUUCGAAACACUCAUUACGAUUCACGUGCAUCAGCGGGAUAUUUUUGAUAUUCUGUGUCGCAUGGGAGUUCGUUCUGCAAAUGAUUUUGAGUGGCUUAAGCAGUGUCGUUUUUAUUUCAAAGAAGACCAUGACAAGACCUGGGUGUCAAUCACCGAUGUUACAUUUGUGUAUCAAAACGAAUAUUUGGGAUGUACAGAUCGUUUAGUAAUCACACCGCUUACAGAUCGUUGUUACAUUACUUUGGCACAGGCAUUAACAAUGAGCAUGGGAGGCAGUCCAUGCGGACCCGCUGGAACAGGUAAAACUGAAACUGUCAAAGAUAUGGGAAAAACGUUGGCAAAAUAUGUAGUCGUUUUCAAUUGCUCCGAUCAGAUGGACUAUAGAGGUUUGGGUCGUAUUUACAAAGGAUUAGCGCAAUCUGGAAGUUGGGGCUGCUUUGAUGAAUUCAAUCGGAUUGAAUUGCCCGUACUUUCGGUUGCUGCUCAACAAGUAGCUGUCGUACUCACCGCCCGCAAGGAAAAAAAGAAAACUUUCGUUUUCACCGACGGCGACACCAUGGAAUUGAAUAAUGAGUUUGGCAUUUUCAUUACAAUGAAUCCGGGCUAUGCAGGCCGCAAGGAGCUUCCUGAAAAUCUGAAAAUCCAAUUCAGAACGGUGGCAAUGAUGGUUCCCGAUCGUCAAAUUAUUAUUCGUGUCAAAUUGGCUUCGUGCGGUUUUCUCGAAAACAUUACGUUGGCACGGAAAUUCUACACGCUAUACAAAUUAUGCGAGGAACAGUUAACAAAACAAGUGCAUUAUGAUUUCGGUCUACGAAACAUUCUAUCAGUUUUGCGAUCGCUUGGCGCAGCAAAACGGCAAAAUUCCAAGGAUAGCGAAUCAACGAUUGUAAUGCGAGUUUUACGUGAUAUGAACUUGUCCAAAUUAAUUGAUGAUGAUGAACCUUUAUUCAUUUCGCUGGUUGCAGAUCUGUUCCCUAAUCAAACAAUCGAAAAGACUGUUUAUGCGGAACUCGAAGCAGCUAUAGCUGAGCAAACGGAAGCAGAGAAUUUAGUCUAUCAUCCGCCAUGGGUUCUCAAAUUAAUUCAAUUGUACGAAACACAAAUGGUUCGACACGGCAUAAUGACGCUAGGACCAAGCGGUGCUGGCAAAACAACAUGUAUUCAAACACUCAUGAAAUCAUUAACUCAAAUGGGUGACAAUCACAGGGAAAUGCGAAUGAAUCCGAAAGCAAUUACCGCCGCACAAAUGUUUGGUAAAUUGGAUGUUGCAACAAACGAUUGGACGGAUGGUAUUUUCUCAGCACUUUGGCGCAAAACGUUGAAAAUGAAGAAAAAUGAAUACGUUUGGCUUGUGCUCGACGGCCCCGUCGACAGUAUUUGGAUCGAGAAUUUGAAUUCCGUUUUGGAUGAUAACAAAACGUUGACUCUAGCGAAUGGUGACCGAUUGAGCAUGGCACCAACAUGUAAAAUUAUAUUCGAGCCUCAAAAUAUUGACAAUGCAUCGCCGGCAACGGUUUCCCGCAAUGGAAUGGUUUACAUGAGUUCAUCGGGCUUGGAUUGGGUACCAAUUCUAAAUGCUUGGCUUAAAUCCCGUUCACCACGUGAGGUGACCGUUUUCCAGGAAAUGUUUGACAAAUCCUUUCAAACUUUGUACACAUGGGAAACGCAAAACCUACAAUUGAAAAUGGAUGUGUUACAAUGCAAUAUCGUUAAGCAAAUGCUUAUUAUUCUCGAAGGGUUGGUACCGAAACCAAAGACUGACGACCAAGAGGUUGCAGCUUCAGUUCAUGAAAGUGUUGAAGACGAGACACCCGAAGACCAACCGUCUGAAGAAAAAGAAGAGUUAUUCUCCGUCGAGCAUUUGCAUCGUUUGUACAUUUUUGCGAUGACAUGGAGUUUUGGAGCUCUUUUGAAUACAGAAGACCGUAGAAAAUUGGAUGUUUUUGUUCAUGAAAAAUUCGCCGAUUUCGAUUUUCCAAUAGAAGAAUCCGAACCAAAUGUGCAACAAUCGAUAUUCGAUUACUUUGUUACAAAAGCUGGCAAUUGGCAAAAUUGGAAAACGCUUGUUACUACCUACGUUUAUCCAGAAUAUGCAACGCCAGAUUUUUCGAGUAUUUUAAUUCCGAUUGUGGACAACGUUUGCAUCGAUUAUUUAAUUGGUUCGGUUGCACAGCAAGAACGAGCCGUUUUGUUGAUUGGCGAACAAGGAACAGGCAAAACAGUCAUUAUGAAAAAUUACAUGAAGAAAAUGAGCCCCGAAACCCACGUUGGUCGCUCGUUUAACUUUUCAUCAGCCACUAGCCCGUAUCAAUUUCAGAAAACUAUCGAAAAUUAUGUUGAGAAACGAUUGGGCAAUACAUUUGGUCCAUCGAAUGGUCGCAAAAUGAUUGUGUUCAUUGAUGACAUCAAUCUUCCUCAGAUAAAUGUGUGGGGUGAUCAAGUCACAAAUGAAAUUGUGCGUCAAACAAUGGACAUGAAAGGUUUUUACAGUCUCGAAAAACCCGGUGAAUUUACAAACAUCGUUGAUGUUCAAUAUUUUGGAGCAAUGGGCAUUCCAGGUGGUGGUCGAAAUGACAUUCCGCAACGUUUGAAGCGUCAAUUCAGUGUGUUCAAUGUGAACAUCCCUGACAACGAUUCAAUCGACAAGAUUUUUCGCACCGUUGGCGAAGGCCACUACAAUGUGAAACGUGGUUUUGUGCCAGGUGUUCGUGCUCUCGUUAAGCGACUAAUUCCAUUAACACGCCUUCUAUGGCUAAGAACACGAAACAAGUUGCUGCCAACACCGGCGAAAUUCCAUUACGUUUUCAGUUUACGGGAUUUAUCUCGCAUUUGGCAAGGCAUGAUUAGUACAUUGUCGACAGUUAUUACGAGUGAAAAUAUUAUGAUUGAAUUAUGGAAGCAUGAGAACAUGCGAGUAUUUUCUGACCGCUUCACCAUCGAAUCGGACAAAGAGUGGUUCAGCACUGAGCUGGUUGCGUUAAUUUUAUCCGAAUUGGGUGAGGAUUAUGUGGAUAUGGCUCGAUCGAACCCAGUUUUCGUUGAUUUUAUGCGAGAUGCUCCUGAACCGACGGGCGAAGAAGGCGAAGAUGCAGAUAUGGAACUUCCAAAAGUGUAUGAACCCGUUCACUCAUACGAUGUACUGCGCGAGCGUUUGAACAUGUUUUUAUCACAAUUUAAUGAAAUGGUUCGUGGUUUGGGCAUGGAUCUGGUCUUCUUCCCUGAUGCAAUGUUACAUUUGAUCAAAAUCUCCCGAAUCAUUCGCCAUCCGCGCGGAAAUGUGAUGCUGGUGGGCGUAGGUGGUUCGGGAAAGCAGUCAUUAACAAAAUUGGCCACAUUCAUUGCUGGAUAUAAGGUUUUCCAAAUCAGUUUGACGCGUUCGUACAACGUGAGCAAUUUUCUCGAGGAUUUGAAAUUACUGUACAGAAGCUGUGGAGUUCAAGGAAAAGGGACAACCUUUUUGUUCUCGGAUUUGGACAUAAAAGAAGAGGGAUUCCUUGAAUAUUUGAAUAACAUUCUGUCUUCUGGCGUUAUUUCAAAUCUAUUCACUCGAGAUGAGCAGCAAGAAAUCGUCUCGGAAUUGACACCGGUCAUGAAGAGAGAAAAUCCAAAGCGGGCCAUAAAUGCGGAAACGGUGAUGGAGUAUUUCUUGCAGCGUGCCUGUCACAAUUUGCAUGUUGCAUUCUGUUUUUCGCCGGUUGGCGAAACAUUUCGUCAUCGUGUGCAACGUUUUCCAGCUCUGGUGUCUGGCUGUACCGUCGAUUGGUUCCAACCGUGGCCAAAAGACGCUCUCGUUUCGGUUGCUCGCCACUUUUUGGCCGAUUUUCAAAUUGAAUGUGUUGAUCAGGUGAAAGUUGAAUUGAUUCGAGCAUUAGGAACCAUUCAGAGCAUUGUGUCUGAUAUAUCAAUAGAAUAUUUUCAACGUUUUCGACGAGCCACGCACGUUACACCGAAAUCGUAUUUAAAUUUCAUUGCCGGUUACAAGAGCAUUUAUCAAAUGAAACAGAGCGAACUAAGAGAUGGUGUCGAAAAAAUGGAAACUGGCUUGGAAAAACUGGCCGAAGCAUCUGCUUCGGUGGAGAUACUGAAAAAAGAUUUAGCGGUUAUGGAACAAGAUCUGGCUAUAGCUUCGCAAAAGGCCGAAAGUGUGUUGACCGAAGUGACGGAGAAAGCCAGUCAAGCGGAAGUGGUCAAAAACCAGGUGCAAAUCGUAAAGGAAAAAGCGGAGGCUCUCGUUGCGAAAAUAGCAGAAGAAAAAGCGUACGCUGAAGAGAAACUGGAGAAAGCCAAACCGGCUCUCGAAGAAGCUGAAGCGGCGCUAAAUACCAUAAAACCCGCUCAUAUUGCCACUGUUCGUAAACUUGGUCGACCUCCGCAUUUAAUCAUGCGGAUUAUGGACUGUGUGUUGAUAUUUUUCCAACGAAAAUUACAUCCAUGCAUUCCCGAUACGGGUGCACCUUGCCCAAAACCAAGUUGGCAAGAGUCGCUCAAAAUGAUGGCGAGUACAACGUUUUUGCUACAACUCCAAAACUACCCAAAAGAUUCAAUAAACGACGAAAUUAUCGACUUUUUGCAACCGUAUUUCGCUAUGGAGGACUAUAAUAUGGAUAUGGCACGACGUGUGUGCGGUGACGUUGCUGGUUUGUUAUCGUGGACAAAAGCGAUGGCAUUUUUCCACGGCGUGAAUAAAGAAGUACUUCCCCUAAAAGCAAAUUUAACUUUGCAAGAAGCUCGACUAAAGCUUGCCAUGGAAGAUUUAGCAGGAGCUGAAAAUCAAUUGCUGGAGCGUGAAAAUGCGUUGCAAGAGGUGAAAAAUCAAUACGAUUCUGCCGUCGGCGAAAAGCAGCGUUUAACCGAUGCGGCAAAUGUUUGUUUGCGCAAAAUGACGGCGGCAACAGCGUUGAUUCAAGGUUUGCAGGGCGAGAAAUUACGAUGGACCCAGCAAAGUAAAGAGUUUAAAAUCCAACUCGGCAAAUUGGUCGGUGAUGUUUUGCUGGCAACCGGAUUUUUAUCAUAUUGCGGCCCAUAUAAUCAAGAGUUCCGAUCGAAUUUGAUGAAAACAUGGAUGAGCAUUCUGAAAGCGAAAAGCAUUCCGUUCACCAUAAACUUGAAUAUAACCAAUAUGAUGGUCGACUCAUCGACGGUUAGCGAAUGGACGCUGCAAGGCUUACCAAAUGAUGAACUUUCCGUCCAAAAUGCACUCAUCGCCACAAAAUCACGCAGCUAUCCGUUACUGAUUGACCCGCAAAUUCAAGGGAAAAUUUGGAUAAAGUGCAAAGAAGACCAAAAUGAAUUGCAAAUCACUUCAUUAAACCACAAAUAUUUUCGCACUCACUUGGAAGAUAGCUUAUCAUUGGGUCGACCGUUGUUGAUUGAAGAUGUUGGCACCGAACUCGAUCCGGUGAUUGAUAAUGUGUUGGAGAAGAAUUUUAUCAAAUCGGGUAGUAUUGAAAAGGUGUUGGUUGGCGAUAAAGAAUGUGAUGUUAUGCCAGGAUUUAUGUUGUAUAUCACCACGAAGCUUCCAAAUCCACCAUUCAGUCCGGAAAUCAGCGCAAAAACGUCGAUUAUCGAUUUCACUGUGACAAUGCGCGGUUUGGAAGAUCAACUGCUUGGUCGGGUGAUUCUAAUGGAAAAAUCGGAUUUGGAAGCGGAACGUGUUGCACUGUUCGAAAGUGUGAUGAAAAAUCAGCGAAGUAUGAAAGAGCUUGAAGCGAAUCUGUUGUUGAGAUUGAGUUCAUCUGAAGGUUCUUUGGUUGAUGAUGAGGAAUUGAUUGAAGUGUUGGGCGUUACGAAAACAACAGCCGAAGAAGUUAACCAAAAAUUGAAAAUUUCCGAAGUGACCGAGCGCAAAAUCACAGUUGCUCGCGAAGAAUUCCGCGCGGUUGCAACGCGCGGCUCAAUUUUGUACUUUUUAAUUGUCGAAAUGAGUAAUGUCAAUGUCAUGUACCAGAAUUCGCUAAAACAAUUUUUGGUGAUUUUCGAUAAUUCAAUAACGAAAUCAACGAAGAGCAAUAACACCGAAGAGCGUAUCAACAACAUAUUGAAAUAUUUAACCUAUGAAAUAUGGGCAUUCACCAGUCGCAGCUUAUACGAACGUCACAAGCAACUCUACACGCUUCUUUUAGCCAUAAAAAUUGAUUAUAAUAAGGGAAUUAUUACGCACGAAGAAUUUCUUGCCUUUGUCAAAGGCGGCGCAUCACUCGAUUUAAAUGCUGUCGCACCAAAACCAUUCCGUUGGAUUUUAGACAUAACCUGGCUGAAUUUAGUGGAAAUUAGCAAACUGAACACAUUUAGUGAUUUACUGAAAAAAAUUGAAACGAACGAAAAAGAUUGGAAGUUGUGGUAUGAAUCGGAAAAACCGGAAGCUGAAGAGAUUCCAUGCUCGUACAGUUCCACACUGGAUGGCUUUCGUAAAUUGUUGCUCAUACGCUCAUGGAGUCCGGAUCGCACCAUUUCUCAAGCAAAGAAAUAUAUUGAAGAGUCACUUGGCCCGGAGUACAGUGAAAUGUUAAUCUUGGAUUUGGACGUGACAUGGAGUGAAUCAGAACCGCGUACACCGCUCGUUUGUAUUCUGUCAAUUGGUUCGGAUCCGACAUCACAAAUCGCAACGCUUGCCAAAAACAAGAAUAUUCCAUUGAAAAUGGUGUCGAUGGGGCAAGGUCAAGAGGUGCAUGCCCGGCGAAUGAUGAGCGAAGGCAUGUCUGGCGGUGGUUGGGUGCUGCUUCAAAAUGUUCAUUUGUCACUACCGUUUUGUUCCGAAAUUAUCGACAUUCUAGUGGAAACGGAGCACUUGGAUGACACAUUCCGUUUGUGGGUUACGACCGAAGUGCACGAAGAAUUUCCAAUUGGUUUGCUGCAAAUGGCCAUCAAAUUCACUAAUGAACCACCGCAAGGCAUUAGAGCCAGUUUGAAACGCAGUUACCAGGCGUUUUCGCAAGACUUUUUGGACUAUACGACAGCACCCCAAUGGCCUCCGUUACUGUAUACGAUUGCAUUUCUGCACACAAUCGUUCAGGAGCGGAGAAAAUUUGGGCCGCUUGGCUGGAAUAUACCAUACGAAUUCAAUCAGGCCGAUUUUGCAGCCAGCGUGCAAUUCAUCCAAAAUCAUCUUGACGAAAUUGAUCCGAAGAAAGGAGUGUCAUGGCAAACGCUGUGCUACAUGCUUGGCGAAGUGAUGUAUGGUGGACGUGUUACAGACGAUUUCGAUAAACGAUUGCUGGUAACAUUCACCAGUGUUUGGUUCAAUGAAACAUUGCUAUCGCCCAAUUUUGAGUUUCACAAAGGCUACCGCGUGCCAAUGUCACGGAAUUUGCAUACGUAUAUGGAGUACAUAAAUAGUUUACCAACAAAUGAUACACCCGAAGUUUUUGGUCUGCACCCGAAUGCUGAUAUCUCAUAUCAAAUAAAUACGGCCAAAGGUAUUUUGGAUACGAUUUUAAGCGUACAACCAAAAGAGGGUGGUGGUGGCGGCGGUGAGACACGUGAAAGUAUCGUUUAUCAAUUGGCUGAUGAUAUGCUACGAAAACUACCACCAAAAUACGUUUCGUUCGAAGUUCGUGAAGCUUUGCAGCGAAUGGGCGCCUUUUUACCCAUGAAUAUCUUCUUCAGACAAGAGUUGGAUCGAAUGCAAAGAGUUAUUUGUGAAGUUUACGAGAGUUUAUGCAAUCUGAAACUUGCUAUCGAUGGAACGAUUGUUAUGGAUCCGACGUUACGAGCAUCGCUUGAUGCAAUGUAUGAUGCUCGCAUACCCGAAAAAUGGAUGAAGAUUUCAUGGGAAUCAACAACGCUCGGCUUCUGGUACACUGAAUUAUUGGAGCGAAAUGCACAAUUUCGCACAUGGUUCUUAACCGAACGACCGAAGGUGUUUUGGAUGACGGGAUUCUUUAACCCUCAAGGCUUUUUGACGGCCAUGCGACAAGAGGUGACUCGCGCUCACAAAGGAUGGGCACUUGAUUCGGUUGUUUUGCAGAAUCAAAUAACGCGCCAUAAUAAAGAAGAAAUUAACGAGGCGCCUGCUGAAGGUGUUUACGUACACGGGCUAUUUCUCGAAGGUGCAUCGCUGGAUCGUCGCAGUGGCAAACUGAUUGAGUCAAGACCAAAAGUUCUCUAUGAACAAAUGCCAGUGAUACACAUCUAUGCCAUUAAUACAACGGCCGGAAAAGAUCCACGACUGUAUGAGUGUCCAAUUUAUCGAAAGCCACAGCGAACCGAUCAAAAAUAUGUGGGUUCAAUCGAUUUCGAAACGGACUUCAAUCCACGGCAUUGGACAUUACGAGGCGUUGCAUUGCUAUGUGACAUCAAAUAAAAAUAUUCCAAUGACAUGUGCUUGUUGUUGCACACCAUUUAUUACUUCACCUUGAUAGAUUUCAUGAGCUACUGAAAACACAAACGAAAUCAAAUAAAAAUAACACGCUUGUUAGAAUAGAGCAUCUGGCACGCUGAAUGUAAUGCGUUUUUUUCUCGUUCAUUUCAGCUAAAUUGAUAUGAUUUUUCAAUUUGAAAUGAUGCGAUUGUUGUA